Messenger RNA from Osmia lignaria (orchard mason bee), 1010 nucleotides. RefSeq lists its product as uncharacterized. The record is from RefSeq and is a predicted model, not a curated record. Lineage: Eukaryota; Metazoa; Arthropoda; Insecta; Hymenoptera; Megachilidae.
CUUGGGGAACCGCUCUCCCUAUACGUCAAUGCAGCGACGUACCUAUCACUGGGUCGUUACAAGGUCAUAAAUAUUUGUAAAUAUUUGCAGAUAAAUUACUGAAAUGUAUUUUGUAAGCACUUACAGUUUUCUAUAAACUCUUUUGAGGGAGAGCUAUCUCCUACCCGGAAACCUCCAACUUGUACAUUUUUUAUUUGCCAUUUGUGCUUAUUUGUUGCACAAAUGAUUGAAAAUAUCGAUGGAAAUUUAGUUUUUCAAGAUCUUCUACGUCUAAGAAAGAAGUAGUGCAGAAUUGCCUCGAAAUAACCAAGUGGUCUUUGCUUCAAAAUACGCAACACGGUAUCCCCUCUUCUUUGCUUGAAGUCGCUCGCAAAGUGAGAGGUCCGAGAAAUGAGUGAGAGGUCCGUUUCUACGAGUCCCGAGCGAGUUGCUUAUUUCGAGGCAAUCCUGUAGAUGGCAACGCGGUCCUUUCCCCCCACCACGCCAAUGCUGUCGCAUUUUCAAAUUUCACUGGCAUCGACAAUUCAAUUAGUGCAACGAGUGGGAAAACAUCACUCCAAAUAUGGCUUCCGAAAACGACAACGCGUGUCCACAAGAUAAAAGCGGUGAUGUACAACCGCAACCGGAGCCGCUGUUGCAGCUGCGGUUGCAACCGCAAGAUAUGCCGCAACCGCUGUUGCAGAUACUGCAAAUGCAGCAGCAGCAAAUGCUGCAGAUGCAGGAAUUGCUGCAAAAAAUAGAACAGCGGCAGGAGGAACAUGCUCAGUAUAUUGUAAAUCGUUUUUCCGCACCCAGUACCACAGCAACAGCCGCACGUACAACCGGCAGGAUAUACACUGAAUGAGCUGUACGAGCCUGAGGUGCAAAACUCAUACAGGGCAAAACAGCAGCUAAUUCGCCAGUACAGGCGAAAAAUGAAUCGGCUGCGGCGUGAAACAGCGCCAUGGUCCAGCCGCGACCGCGGCCGCGGUUGCGGGAACGGCAAUGGAGACGGUCGUGGUCGCGACUGU